GUUUCUCAGUGGCCAGCACAAAUUCAAAGCCAGGGCCUUUCUGUGUCCUAAAAGUAAACAGACAAGCAGAGAGGCCCCACAGGUCCAUGAAAAGACAAGGUUGAGCUGAUUGAGUCCUGGGGGAAGUGCGUUUUGUCUUAAGUCCUCUUUGCAUUUUUCUUGCACAGGCAGAUGUUGUCUGUCCAUGGACUAAAGUGAUGAGCUUGCAGUAGCCACAUUUUAGCUUCCCGCACUGACUCCAUGGAAGGCAGCAGGCAGGACCCCAGCUACCCCAACACACCCCUCUGAAUUGCUCUGCAUUUCCAUUUACAAAGAGGCUGAUCUCCCAUGUUUUUGAAGAAGAGAACACUUGAGUGUCUCUCUCUCUCUCUAUCUGGUUUGAAAUGGACAGACUAUCCCUUCCUUUUGUCUCCAGGACUCAGUGGCAGGGAACUUUCCCCAGCAGGAAGGAGGAGUUGGGCUCACUCACUUCUCUAUUCAUCGAAUCCUAUCAGCAGCCCUCUUCCCCUUGCCCAGAAGUUGAGCGAGGCACUUGGAUUUCACCAUUAGAAUAGAAAAGUAGAUCGCAAAUAGGACCAUAUUUGGAGCUGAAAUGGAACAAGCAGCUGGUGAGCCAGUGAGAGACCAGGUCACACGGACACAUCUGACAGAAGACAUUCCAAAAGCCAAGAAAUGCACCGUGAUCGGGGGCUCUGGGUUCCUGGGACAGCACAUGGUGGAGCAGUUGCUGGCAAGAGGCUACACUGUCAAUGUAUUCGAUAUGCGGCAAGGGUUCGACAGUCCCCAAGUGCAGUUCUUUCUGGGCGACCUCUGCAGCCGACAGGAUCUGUACCCAGCUCUGAAAGGUGUAAGCACAGUUUUCCACUGUGCAUCGCCCCCACCAUCCAGUGACAACAAGGAACUCUUUUAUAGAGUGAAUUACAUUGGCACCAAGAAUGUCAUUGAAACUUGUAAAGAGGCUGGGGUUCAGAAACUCAUUUUAACCAGCAGUGCCAGUGUCAUCUUUGAGGGCGUCGACAUCAAGAAUGGAACUGAAGACCUCCCUUAUGCCAUGAACCCCAUUGACUACUACACGGAGACAAAGAUCUUACAGGAGAGAGCAGUCCUGGGUGCCAAUGAUCCCGAGAGGAAUUUCCUAACCACCGCCAUCCGCCCUCAUGGCAUUUUCGGCCCAAGGGACCCCCAGUUGGUCCCCAUCCUCAUCGAAGCAGCCCGGAAAGGCAAGAUGAAGUUUGUGAUUGGAAACGGGAAGAACUUGGUGGACUUCACCUUCGUGGAGAACGUGGUCCAUGGACACAUCUUGGCUGCAGAGCAACUCUCCCAAGACACGGCCUUGGGUGGGAAGGCAUUUCACAUCACCAAUGAUGAACCCAUCCCUUUCUGGACGUUCCUGUCCCGCAUCCUGACAGGCCUCAAUUACGAGGCCCCCAAGUACCACAUCCCCUACUGGCUGGCCUACUGGCUGGCCCUCCUGCUGUCCCUCCUGGUGACAGUAAUCAGUCCUCUCAUCCAGCUCCAGCCCACUUUCACACCAAUGCGGGUCGCACUGGCCGGCACAUUCCACUACUACAGCUGUGAGAGAGCCAAAAAGGUCAUGGGCUACCAGCCCCUGGUCACCAUGGAUGACGCCGUGGAAAGGACUCUGCAGAGCUUUCGCCACCUGCAGAAGGUCAAGUGAGGCACCUGGAGACUGGGCCCUCUCAAUGCAUUCCCCAGGUGGUAACUCUCCCCUGUGGACCAAUAAACUAACCUCCUUCAAACAAGUUUUUUCUGAGCUUAGGUCUCCUCCUGCCAGUUAGAUGAGAGCACACCCAGCCCUUCCGUGACCACAAGGGUG
Messenger RNA from Ceratotherium simum simum (southern white rhinoceros), 1837 nucleotides. Lineage: Eukaryota; Metazoa; Chordata; Mammalia; Perissodactyla; Rhinocerotidae. The record is from RefSeq and is a predicted model, not a curated record.